Messenger RNA from Sphaeramia orbicularis (orbiculate cardinalfish), 580 nucleotides. RefSeq names its product CDK5 regulatory subunit-associated protein 2-like. Gene Ontology annotation, biological process: establishment of mitotic spindle orientation; microtubule bundle formation; regulation of mitotic cell cycle spindle assembly checkpoint. The record is from RefSeq and is a predicted model, not a curated record. The coding region runs from base 250 to 546 and encodes 98 amino acids. Gene Ontology annotation, molecular function: gamma-tubulin binding; microtubule binding. The transcript is spliced from 4 exons. Gene Ontology annotation, cellular component: pericentriolar material; microtubule organizing center; microtubule plus-end. NCBI's taxonomy places the organism in Eukaryota, Metazoa, Chordata, Actinopteri, Kurtiformes, Apogonidae.
UCCAGACCCAGCCUCUGGUGGUCCAGACCCAGCCUCUGGUCUGGACCCAGCCUCUGGUGGUCCAGACCCAGCCUCUGGUCCAGACCCAGCCUGUGGUCAGCACAGCCUCGGGGCUGUGGAGGCUCCACGCCGCCUCCUUCAGGUGUUCGCCGGCUGCUGUUCUGUCUGAGGAACUAGCGGGUUCUGUUGGAUCUGUACCGGGUUCUGCUGGAUCUGUACCGGGUUCUGUUGGAUGUUUACGGCUGAGACAUGAGUGGGUUUCUGUACAGGGGAAGACACUGUGGAGACAAACCGGCCCGACCCAGGAGCAUCGGACCUACCAUGGAUUUCUCCUGUGAUGAGACGGACAAAGGUCCACCUGUCCACAUGCACAGUCUGAGGGAGUUUGAGCAGCACCUGAACGACCUGAAGAAGGAGAACUUCAGCCUGAAGCUGCGGAUCUACUUCCUGGAGGAGAAGAUCCAGCAGAAGUUUGAGGAGAGCAGCGACGAUGUGCACAAGAGGGUGAGUGACCAAGACCCACAAUGCACUGGGGGGGCAAAAUGACAGUAUAUGGACAAAAGUAUGUGGACACGGUGAA